Molecule: messenger RNA, 4096 nt
Organism: Neofelis nebulosa (Clouded leopard)
Lineage: Eukaryota; Metazoa; Chordata; Mammalia; Carnivora; Felidae
Gene: MAP7
Product: microtubule associated protein 7
Exons: 19
Coding region: 165-2573 (802 amino acids)
Biological process (GO): microtubule cytoskeleton organization
Cellular component (GO): microtubule cytoskeleton
Source: RefSeq, a predicted model, not a curated record
GCUGGUAGUAUCUGUCAGCUGUUUGCACACUGUUUACCCAUAGGGGAUCUAUUACAAGUGCUCAAAUGAACCGGCAGCUUGGAAACUAGCAGCUUCCUGGGAGCUGCAAUUACAUAAGCAUAUAUUUUUAAUAUAAUAAUAAUUAAAAACCAAGUAGCCGCGGUAUGCCUGGAUCAGCUACAGCUAUCCGACAAGAGAGACUGAAGAAGACCAGUGCAAGGCCAAUUCCCCUUGGUUUAUUCACCAUUAAUGAGGAAGAUGAACAGCAAAAGAAUGGAAAUUCCAGAAGACCUAAAGCACCUGACAGCUACAAAGUGCAUGAUAAGAAAACCGCCUCCAACCGGCCCUCUGCUAUUUCAGGACAAAAUAGCAACUACUCAGGAAAUAAACCAGACCCUCCUCCCGUGCUGCGGGUUGACGACCGGCAGCGGCUGGCCCGGGAGCGGCGUGAGGAGCGGGAGAAGCAGCUAGCUGCGAGAGAAAUCAUCUGGUUAGAAAGGGAAGAGCGAGCCCGGCAGCACUAUGAAAAGCACCUGGAAGAGCGGAAGAAGAAGCUGGAAGAGCAGAGGCUGAAGGAGGAGCGGAGGAGGGCUGCUGUGGAGGAAAAGCGGAGGCAGAGACUGGAGGAAGACAAAGAACGCCAUGAAGCUGUUGUACGGCGUACAAUGGAAAGGAGCCAGAAGCCAAGACAGAAGCAUAACCGCUGGUCAUGGGGAGGCUCUCUCCAUGGGAGCCCCAGCAUCCACAGUGCAGGUGGUUUUGUUGCAUCAUCAUUCACCUUUCUCGAUUUAGCAGGCCUGGACCACCACUUCACAACUCUUGGUGGUACUAGAAAAUCUGAUCCAGACAGGCGGUCAGUUUCCACCAUGAAUCUUUCGAAACAUGUCGAUCCCGUCAUUAGCAAGCGGCUCUCCUCUUCAUCUGCAACUUUACUAAAUUCUCCAGAUAGAGCUCGCCGCCUGCAGCUCAGCCCAUGGGAGAGCAGCGUUGUUAACAGACUGCUGACGCCCACACAUGCGUUCCUGGCCAGAAGCAAAAGCGCGGCUGCCUUGUCUGGAGACCCAGUUAUCCCCAUUUGUCCUCGUUCAGCAUCUUGCAGCCCCAUCAACAUCAUGCCCUACAAAGCUGCACACUCUAGAAAUCUGACGGAUCGACCCAAAUUCUUGGUAACACCGCCAGAGGGCUCUGCGCGAAGGAGGACUGUUCAUGGCACAGUGGGCUAUAAAAGAGACAGAGAGAGAGAAAACCUCCUGUUCCAACCCACGUGUGGCAUUCGGAGGGCUCUGUCUCCAUCUCAUCCCAAAGUAAGAUCACCAGGGCCCUCCCGACUUUGGCUUCCAUCCAAGUCCUUUCCUCAUCUGCCUGGCACACCCAGACCAGCCUCCUGCUUGCCUCCCGGAUCAGUCAAAGCUACCCCUGCCCAGGUCCGGCCCCCAUCCCCUGGCAACAUCCGCCCUGUCAAGAGAGAAGUCAGAGUGGAAUCUGAGAGAAAAGAACCCGAGAAGGAACCCCAGAAAGUUGCCAGUGAGCCAUCACUUAAGGGCAGAGCACCUUUAGUGAAGGUGGAAGAAGCCACAGUUGAAGAGGGGACACCUGUCAAACCAGAGGCUGCUCCUGCUGCUUCAGCCCCAGCCGUGGCCCCCGCGGCCCCCGCUCCAGCGCCGGUCCCAGCCCCAGCCUCAGCCCCAGCCUCACCAUCCACUGUGACUGCUUGCGCUUCUCCCAAGACCUCUGCGGGCACCACCGACCCGGAAGAGGCCACGAGGCUGCUAGCUGAGAAGAGGCGGCUGGCCCGGGAGCAGAGAGAGAAGGAGGAAAGGGAGAAGAGGGAGAGGGAAGAGCUGGAAAGACAAAAGAAAGAGGAGCUGGCGCAGAAGGUGGCGGAGGAGCGGGCGCGGCGCGAGGAGGAGGCCCGCCGGCUGGAGGCCGAGCAGGCCCGACAGCGGGAAGAGCAGCUGCGCCGGCAAGCGGAGGAGGAGCGGGAGCGGCGCGAGCGCGAGGGCGAGGAGCGCGCGCAGAAGCAGAAGGAAGAAGAAGCUCGCGUUCGGGAGGAAGCAGAGAGGGUUCGGCAGGAGCGGGAGAAGCACUUCCAGAGAGAAGAGCAGGAGCGCCUGGAAAGAAAGAAGCGACUUGAGGAGAUUAUGAAAAGAACAAGACGAACAGAACCCACAGAUAAGAAAACUGUUGAUCAGAGAAACGGAGAUAUAACCAAGGGAGCUCUCACUGGAGAAACAGUGGUAUCUGCCCUUCCGUGUCUGACAGACUCUUCAGGAAAUGGAGAACCAGUGGCCAGCCCACAUGCCGUUACCUCACACCAAUCAAAAGUGACUGUGGAGAGUACUCCCAAUUUGGAAAAACAACCAAGUGAAAAUGGAGUAUCUGUUCAGAAUGAAAAUUUUGAGGAAAUUAUAAACUUACCCAUUGGAUCUAAAUCAUCCAGAUUAGAUGUCGCCAACAGUGAGAGCCCAGAAAUUCCUUUGAAUCCAAUUUUGGCCUUUGAUGAUGAAGGGACACUUGGGCCCCUGCCUCAGGUAGAUGGUGUUCAAACACAACAGACAGCAGAAGUUAUAUGAGCAUUUCUUCUGAAGAACCAAAGCAGAAAUUUAAUAAGAAUUUCUACAAUUAAUGGAAUUCCUUCCAUGCUAUAAAGGAGCAUCCCCAUCUUCCAGUUUUCUAAAGAUUUCUUGACCAUCCUUUUGAAAAGACUUUAUUAAAGCCAGCUAAAGACAACAGACUGGAUAGCUUUUCUAAUAAUUUUCGCCAAUAGAGAAAAAGAAAUUUUCCUUAUCCUUCAGUACUUUACAAAGGCUUUUUCCAGUGUGCUCCUUCUUAGCAAAUCAAUAUUUUUCUGCAUUCUCUAAAAGACAAGAACAUUUGGCUAUUUUAAAAAAUGGGCUGACUAGGCAUGAUUUUUCACAUAAAUAUUGUGGUCUUUAAAAGCUAAUGUAAAAUUGGCACAAAAAAUUUUACCUUUUACAGUAUAAUACUUGAAAAAUAAGUACCUCUUUGCUCUACAAGUAGAGUGAAUAGGAGAGGUGUUUAAAUUAAGCCUGUUUGUUAAAUAUUACUGCAAAGAGUUCUAUUUGUAGAAGCAACUAUAGGCAGAUUACCAGGUUCUUGUAAAUGCAGUUUGUACAUGGACUUUCUGCAGACCCAGCUGUCAUAUUCUUGCAUCUCCUUUUGCAAAAGUGUACUAAACAGUUUUAAAAUGUGAAAAAAAAUUAUUUUUUCAGAGCAAGAAAAUAUACUGUCCUCUUAAAUAAUGUAUUUAUAAAGUUUUUUCCAGGUGAACUAAUCAAAUAAAUUAGAACAACGUGACACCAUUGCAAACUUUGAUUUAUCAGAUGCAUUCCUUAUGUUACCAGGAGGGAGAAUGUUAGUGAUGAUUCAGGGCUAUUUCUGAUGUCUGUAUAUUGCUGCUGUUCCCAGUGAUGAUGGGACUUACCUUUGCCUUACCUGAUCACAAAUUAUGGGGGGUGGGGGGGGCAGGGGGAGAUAGAGAUUUAAUAUUUCUUUAAAUAAAAAAAGAAUUUGGUUUUGCUCGUUUAAGAGCAAUGAAAACAUGAUGGAAUGUUGACUGUGUCUGGCCCACACAGAGCACUGUACAGGAUACCUUCACAAAUGUCCUCAUUCUCUGUGGGACCCAUUAGCUUUGACUUGUCACUCUUCCUCACUUUUGCUGCUGAGCUUAGCUGUACAAAUCUGUAUUUUCAUUUUCUAAUGUAAAUUCAAUUUCAUUUUGCCAUUUUUAGGAACCAACAACAAAAUAUUGAAGGAGAGGGGACUCUGAGGGAACAUUUUUUUUUUUUAAUGACGUGUUUAAAAAGGUAAACUUCCGGCACUAUAAUAUGUUGGCUUUCUUAAGAGAGGGAUUGGUUAUAUGGAAUGAGAAACUAUUCAUUUAUUGGAUGAUAUUCUUAAAAUCCAAGCUAUAGUAACAGCUGUAAUUUGUGAAAACAUUAAUUUGGGGGGUUUCCCUAUUCUCAGUUGUCCAUGUACACAUAGUCAUAUUAAAAAAAAAAAUCUGUUCAACAAAGUUGUUUCAUUUGUUUAAGUUGACCUAGCAUGAAACACCAAAUAAAAUGUGUUUGACAUA